AUGCUUUCCAGAUCUGUUUUGGCCCUUGCAGGGUUCAUCUCCCUCAGCACGGCAGGGUACGUGCUUGAGGAUGACUACAGCGGAGACCAGUUCUUCUCGAUGUUCGAUUUUUUUACCGACCGAGAUCCCACAAAUGGGUACGUGACCUACGUCGACCAAACGACUGCUCAGAGUAACAACCUCAUCGGCACCAAUAACGGCUCUGUAUACAUUGGAGUGGACCACACCAACGUCGCCAGCGGCCUUGGCCGCAGCAGCGUCCGUCUAACAAGCACCAAAACCUACACUCACGGCCUCAUCAUCCUCGAUCUUAACCACAUGCCAGGCGGCAUCUGCGGGACAUGGCCGGCCUUCUGGACCGUCGGUGCCGACUGGCCCAACAACGGAGAAAUUGAUAUCAUUGAAGGCGUGAAUUCCCAGGUUGGCGACGCGAUGACCCUACAUACGAGGGAAGGAUGCAGUAUUUCCAGCAGCGGUAAUUUCUCAGGGUAUGCAUUGACGACAGACUGUUAUGUCGAUGCGGAGGGGCAAGCCUCGAAUGCGGGAUGCCAGAUCCUGGACUCCAACGACCCUGCAAGCUACGGCACGCCGUUCAACGAGGGGCAAGGGGGCGUCUUUGUAACGGAGUGGACGAGCGCGGCUAUCAAAAACUGGUUCUUCCCACGAGGCAGCGAGCCGUGGGACAUUGCGUCUGGCUCGCCCGACCCGAGCUCAGGGUCGUGGGGGACACCCGUGGCGUCAUUUUCAGGCGGAUGCGAUAUCGACAGCUUCUUCAGCAACCACCAGAUCGUGUUCGACACCACGUUUUGCGGUGACUGGGCCGGCAACGUUUGGAGCACGGACUCGGUCUGCUCGUCCAAGGCCAGCACCUGCGAGGACUUUGUCCAGAACAACCCGUCUGCGUUCGCGGAUACGUACUGGUCCGUGAACUCGCUCAAGGUGUACCAGAACCCCUUCGGAUCGUCGAGCAACGGCACGACCCAUGGUCCACCGUCGCCCUCGAUCCCUGUCAGCAUCCCGCCUUGGAGUUCAGCCGUCUCGGGCGGAUGGCCUUCUGCUGCUGCCUCUACCGCCACCGCCACCGCCACCGCCAGUGACGCCCCAACUGCCGGAUUCAGUCGUGGCGGCAACGGCCGCUUCACAAAGACUUGGGGCGGCAAUAAUGGUGAUGGCGGUGCCGGUGCUUUCGCCGCCACGUCCACGGCGGCCGACGCUUCUCAACCUGAAAUCACGUCCGGACCUUCGUUGGGAGGUGGUGACGGUGGUUCAUUUGCGACCGACUACACCACCGUCACAGCACUAACCUACGGUGACUUCUCCGGCCGCCAGGGCCAAAAAGUCAAGCGCGAUGCCUCCCCCGGAGUCGGGGAGAUUGACCAGGUCAGGGGACACAUGCAGACGCACAGAAAGGUGCACCGGCACCUGUUCAAGCACGUUGGCUUGGCUGGGAUGGGCCCUGGGUCUGCUGCUGAAGAAUGA
Molecule: messenger RNA, 1479 nt
Organism: Exophiala spinifera
Lineage: Eukaryota; Fungi; Ascomycota; Eurotiomycetes; Chaetothyriales; Herpotrichiellaceae
Exons: 2
Coding region: 1-1479 (492 amino acids)
Biological process (GO): glucan catabolic process
Molecular function (GO): hydrolase activity, hydrolyzing O-glycosyl compounds
Source: RefSeq, a predicted model, not a curated record